AUGGAGAGUUGUAAGAUGACCAUGAUCCUCACCAUCUACGUCAUUCUUCUUCUGGCUUUUACUACUUUUGGAACCUCAGUUGCGCUUCAAGAUUUGGGGGGAAUAGCACCAUCGCCAAUGGAAAGUGCUGGAGUGACUCUGGCUGUUCCAGCUGCACUUGCUGUCAUAGCCUCUUUGGAAGUUGCUUGCUUCAAUUCUGCUACUGCUUUAGCGUAA
Molecule: messenger RNA, 216 nt
Organism: Dovyalis caffra
Lineage: Eukaryota; Viridiplantae; Streptophyta; Magnoliopsida; Malpighiales; Salicaceae
Source: the annotation of a GenBank genome assembly